Hibiscus syriacus is the source of this 511-nucleotide messenger RNA. RefSeq names its product NEDD8-conjugating enzyme Ubc12-like. Bases 1 to 471 code for a protein of 156 amino acids. Gene Ontology annotation, biological process: protein neddylation. Lineage: Eukaryota; Viridiplantae; Streptophyta; Magnoliopsida; Malvales; Malvaceae. Gene Ontology annotation, cellular component: nucleus. The record is from RefSeq and is a predicted model, not a curated record. Gene Ontology annotation, molecular function: NEDD8 transferase activity. The transcript has 4 exons.
AUGACUUUUUGUGUUCCUCAUUUUAUAUAUAUCAGCGAAUUGAAUCUACCAAAACCAUGUAGCACAUCAUUUCCCAACAGAAAAGAUGACUUGAUGAAUUUCGAAGUUACCAUUCAGCCUGACGAAGGCCUUUAUCCAGGUGGAAAAUUUGCAUUCACUUUCCAAGUUUCUCCCAUCUACCCUCACGAGGCACCCAAGGUGAAAUGCAUGACAAAGGUGUACCAUCCCAACAAUGAUUUGGAAGGAAAUGUUUGCCUCAAUAUUCUAAGAGAAGAUUGGAAACCCGUUCUGAACAUAAAAACCGUAAUAUACGGAUUGUUUCAUCUCUUCUUGCAACCGAACUUUGAGGAUCCCCUCAAUCACGAUGCUGCAACCGUUUUGAGGGACAACCUGAAACUGUCCAAAUCCAAUGUGAUAAGAGCAAUGGUAGGUGGGCUUGUCGGUCAAACCUCCUUUCCCCGGUGUAUGUAGCUGCAACUUGCAAUAGGGAGCAGAAAGGUGCAGUAUAUUU